AUGAAGCUGACUAGUGACAGACGAACAACGAGACGACUGCUGAGCGAACUCCACGACGAGGACCCCGUGAUCCAGGAGCGCGCUUAUGAGGCCUUGUGUCAGCUGGCCGCCAGUAGACCGUCAGUACAUGAUAUGUUGCUACAGGAAUGCGGAAUCGAAGGUCUAAGGUGUGCUCCGGUCGAACAGGUGGGGGGAAUCAAAAUAGCGCCCAAGAUAAAAGCGGGACAGGAAAAUGAAUGCUACAGGUAUGCCACUGAAGACACAAGAUUGCUCAGGCUAAAAGGCUGCAACAUACCGCCUACGCCAGCACACUCAUAUGCGGCCAGAAAGUAUCAGGCCAGAAAGUAUCAGCCCGGAAAGUAUCAGGCCAAACGACCACUUGGGAUAUUCAACAAAGGUCUGCUCAAACCUAUUUGGACAGAGUUCAUUUCAGCUCUGAAGCGGCAAACCAAGCCCCACUUUCUCCACAGCACAAUGGACCAUGUCAAGAACCAAUACCAACAGCCAACACCAAGAGGCUGGAAUCGUACUCACUAG
Molecule: messenger RNA, 537 nt
Organism: Gregarina niphandrodes
Lineage: Eukaryota; Apicomplexa; Conoidasida; Eugregarinorida; Gregarinidae
Exons: 2
Coding region: 1-537 (178 amino acids)
Source: RefSeq, a predicted model, not a curated record